Molecule: messenger RNA, 2925 nt
Organism: Maudiozyma barnettii
Lineage: Eukaryota; Fungi; Ascomycota; Saccharomycetes; Saccharomycetales; Saccharomycetaceae
Gene: EPO1
Product: Epo1p
Exons: 1
Coding region: 1-2925 (974 amino acids)
Source: RefSeq, a predicted model, not a curated record
AUGCAAAAUCAGAAUAAUUUUAUGGGGCGCCCAAGUCCUGUUCCUCAUCCCACAGCUAGAGCCCAAUUGAGAAACAAUCUGCUACAUAGUGAUAUCGGUGAUAUUGAUGUUACUCAGGAAAACCCCAUCAAUUUCAACGAAUCGUCAUCUUCUCAAGAAGAAUUACAAAUGAAUGAUUAUAAUCAACAGCAACAGUGCCAUCAACAGCAGCAAUACCAUCAGCAACAACAGUAUCAUCAGCAACAACAAUAUUAUCAGCAAACGCAAGGAUAUAAUCCACAACAACAACAGCAGCAGCAGCAGAAUUAUACCUCUCCACAACAACAACAACAACAACAACAACAACAACAACAACAACAGAACCAGCACCAGCAAAAUCAGCAAAAUCAGCAAAAUCAGCAAAAUCAGCAGUACUAUACCUCGCCUCAGCAACAGUACCCGCAACAGCAGCAGAACCAACAAUACCCGCAACAAGGGUUUGUUUCUCCUCAACAACAAAUGAGUCCAUCUCCUCAACAACAGAAACCUUAUCAAAGAAUGCAAAACUAUCGUAAUAAUCAAAAUGCACAUAACAAUACAAAACAGCAACAACAGCAACAACAUCAAGAGAAGAAAGCAUACUCCUUAAAUCAAAAAUCUAUCUCGAAUUUUUUUAAAGGAAAGAGCCAUCAAAUAGGUUUCAAUAUGGGGAAACGUGCUCAAAGAGGCAACGCUGGUCAUCGUUCGAAUGGAAUUGGAGGCGGUGGUGAUGACGAUGAUGAUGGAGGUGAUACUUUGUUAGAUGAACCUGAAAGUUCCCUAAUGACCUUCGGUGAUAUAACAACAAUCACUUACAAGAAAGGUGACAAGCUUGGUAUGGGUGACACUACAGCCCCAAUUAUUCCUACUUUGGUUACAAAAGAAGGUAAAAAUAUGAACAAUACUGAAUACCGAAAAUAUAUGACAAAUCAAAAGAAAACAGCUUAUACAGCCAUGGCUAAACAGAAUCAAAUGAUGCAGAGUCCCAAUAAUAAUACACAAGGUAUGAACUCAAACCCAAGAGCCAUGUCAUUACAAACUAAUCAGAAUCCAUACCUUCAGCAGCAACAGCUGCAACAGCUGCAACAACAGAGACCAAACCUCCCAUAUCAAAAUAUGAAUUAUAAUACUAAUGGUAGUACAACUAAUAUUAGAGCUAAUUCAUUAGUUACAGGUCCACCGUCGGGUUUCAAUCAAAUGCAGGCUCAGCAGGGAACCCAACAAUUCACUAUGAAUCAUGGUCCAAAUGGACAAUUUCAAAGGCAACAACCAUUACCAACACAACAAUCAGGAGAGUUUUCUCAACAAAACAAUGAGCCACCUCGGACGAUGUCCUUAGCCAAUAGCUCUAAUCAAAACUUGCAAAGAUUGAAAGCUCAAAAAUUCAAUAAUAAUUCAAAUGAAACUCAAUUUAGAGGACCAACACAAGAACAUCUGAACCAAAACCACUCGCAGAAUCAACAGGGCCCACAAGAUCAAUAUCGUACAAUGUCCUUGCAGGCAAACCCUAUAUCAAGGGCGCAGCCUCCAAAUGGAGCAAAUGGAUUCAACUUUCAUAAUCCAUCUUCCUUAGCUACUCCGACAUCAGUAGGAUCUGAGAUAAAUUAUGUUGGAAAUGGUACGUCAGUGGCAACAACGCAUAGUCAAGAGCAAGUAAAGGCACCUCUUCCUAACCUAAAUAAACAAGAGGAGAGCAUAUUAUUUGAUAAUCAGCCAAAAGCAAAAUUAAAUGUCUUAAAACUUUCAGAUCCUCAGAAAAAAGAAUUGUAUGAGAAAAAUAUGUCUGUCGAUACUUCUGAGCAAGUUGUAUCAGAUAAGGAAAAUAUGGUUCUAUCAAAUCGAAUUGUAAAUAGACCUCAAUCAGACGAUCUAGGAUUAAGACCGACAUCUCUGCUGGAGUCUGGUUUAAAAUCAUUAGAUCUCAAUGGAAACAAUACAACCGGUGAAAAUAGAGAAUCAACACAGACAUACUCGUCUACUUUUAGUGGCUCGCCCAAUAAAAGGAUACCUGCAGCACCUGUUCAAACAGGAUUAUACGAACUUGAAAAUGGAUCAGAUGCUCAUGAAUUUGUGACAGCUCAGGAUUUAAGGAACCCUGAGACCUCUGCUGAGAAUGCAAAACUUGAUGAAUCAUCUUUAUCUUUACAAAAAAAUGUUUCUGCUGGUACUGUUACAGAUACAGUCAAUAGUACUUUAAGGGUUAUGCCAUCGAACGACUCGUCACCGAAUAACAAGAGAGUUUCCAGUAUGUCAACAUCAACAGGUGUCAAGCUAAAUCUAGAUAAUGAAGCAGAUGAUGUCGACGACACGUUUGACUACAGACAGCAAAGUAAUCACGGUAUCACGUCGUCAGUCACAGCUGAAAAGGAGAAGGAACCGAAAGAAUUAUCUGAAAAAAAGAACACGUCUACUACAAAUAUUGAUGAUUUCUUGUUUGAUAACACAUUGAAUGAAAGUUAUGUGGAUUCCACAGAUAGAAAAAUUGAGUCUAUACAUAUCACAGGUGAGCAAUUGUCCCUUCUAACCCAAAAUAAAUCAUUGAUGAGAGAAAUGACACUAUUAUCAUCUGAAUUAGGAGAGUCGAUAAAGAGGGAAACCAUGUUAAGCGAAAAACUCAACCAAAUAAAAACAUCUAAUCCGUUUAGUGGAUCGAGAGAAGAUACAUCGAUAUCUUUAUCCGAUUUUGAAAGUGAGUUAAGAAAGAAAUCCUCCAAGAUUUUAGAAUUAAUACAGUCUUUAAAUGAUGAGAGGUUGAAGAGAUUCAUCGCAGAAGAACAGAUUUUGCUGAGCGAAGUGAAUGCAAGACCGACCACAAUUGAACUUAUUAAUGAAAUAACUGAGUUAAAGAAUAAGUUACAGGAGAAAGAUAACGAGAUUGAGACUUUGAAACAAGAGGUAGAAGCUUAA